AUGGAGGCCGUGGGCGCCUGGGGCCCUGCACGGGCGGCUGCCUGGCUCCGAGGGCUGGACGUGGCCGUGCAGGGGUACCCCUUCGAGGCCUGGGGGCUGUCAGGGCCCGAGCUGCUGCGGCUGUCAGCCACCACGCUGGAGGCGCUGGGCGUGCGGCCCUUGGGGCACCAGGAGCUGCUGCUGGAGGCCGUGGAGCAGCUCCGAGCCCUGGAUGCGGGGCUGGCCAGCACCAGCCUGCGAACGCUGACGGAGAGGCUGCGGGAGCUGGCGCAGGGCACCCAGAGCCUGGUGCUGGAGGGGCCGCCGGCGGGAGCUGCCCCCCGGCCACCCUCCCUCGCUCUGCUGGCCCGUGUCGUCGACCUGGUCGGUGCUGCCAAGGGGCUCUUCUCCUGGCUCAACAGGUACCUCUUUUCCACCCUCAAUGACUUUUCGGCCAGCCGGGACAUCAUCCUGCUCUGUGCUCAGCUGGCAGAGACGCUGCAGGCGGGCCACCUCGCAGCAGAGAGGGACAGACAGAUCCUGUGGAUUUGCCAACACAUUGAGGGCAUCUGCGAGAGCAUCCUGGCCUGCAGCCCCCCGGCGCUGCUGGACCGCAGGGCUGUGCUGGAGCGUGUGGAGCUGGUGCUGGCCCCCAGCCUGCAGGGCAGCCCUCCAACAUCACCUGACACCCCGAUGCUCCCACCCAGCCCAUGGGGGAGCCCCCCACCAUCCCCUGACACUGUGAAGCUGUCCUCUGAAACCCUGGGAAACCCCCCAGCGCUCUCCACUGCCCCUCUGGGCUUUGAGAUCACCUCCACUGGCUCCUGCCUGCACUUUGUGUCUGCCAUCACCUCAGAGGCCCAGGCUGCCCAUGGGGGCUGCAUCCUGCCCGGGGACGAGAUCGUGCAGGUCAAUGAGCAGGUUGUGGUGGGUUGGAGCCGUGUCAACCUGGUGAAAAAGCUGCUGGAGAAGGAGAAUGGGAUGACACUGGUGCUGAAGAAGAUCCCUCUCGACCUGCCCAGCUCACCCCUCUCUCACAGACAGCAGCUCCCAGGAGCCUUUUUGGACCCUGCAGGUCCCUCCAGCACCAGGAACGGCGAGUGCCCAUGCAGCCCUGUGUCCCUGACUUCCAGCGCUGCUGCCGCCGACUUGGACUCUGGGCCGGACUCGGUGCCAGACCCCGUCACCGACGAAGAGGAGGGAGAGGACAAGUGGGACUCAAGGCCGCCUGGGGAGGCUGUGGGGAAGCUGCCAGGGCUGCCCAGCCACGGUGCUGCAGAGGAGGAGGCAGCGUGGGAAGGGGGCACUCUGCCAGGCACCCCCGCUGCUGCCCAACCCUGUGCCACGGAGCUCAGCCCCACGGCAGCCCCUGAUGUGGGGGCAGGAGGUGCAGAAGCCGGUCAGCUCCCUGUGGAGGGCAGCCCCCAGACGGGACGCAGACCGAAAGGAGUGGCGACCAGGCUGAGCCGCCGGCGGGUCUCGUGCCGGGACCUGGGCCGGGUGGACUGCAAUGGCUGGCUCCUGAAGAAGAAGGACCACGUGGGCUUCAUGGCCCAGAAGUGGAAGAGGUGCUGGUUUGUGCUGAAGGGCCACACACUCUACUGGUACCACAACCCCAAUGAUGAGAAAGCUGUAGGACUCAUCAAUGUGGCCACCUAUGACCUGGAGAGCACGAGGGAGCAGAAGAAGAAGUAUGUGUUCCAGCUCUCCCAUCAGAAGUACAAGCCUUUUGUCUUUGCUGCAGAAACACUGGCUGAUUUGAGCAUGUGGGUCAGUCGCCUGGUAACAGCCAAAACAAAGUACACACUGGCCCACCAGCCAGUCCCGGACAGGGAGGAAGACUGCUACAGUGAGACAGAGGCUGAGGACCCUGAUGAUGAGUCUCCCAGGCAUGGAUGUGACCUUCCAAGGAAGAGGCUGCAGAACACCCCAGAGAAAGCCAACCUCUUCGCAGCUGGCAGCGAGCCCAGCAGCACGGCCAGCAGCCCCCAGGGCAGCCCCCGGCCCUGCUCACCUGCAGACCCCGCUGGGGAGGACCUGGAGAGCCUGAUGCAGUGCCUGAAGCAGGGUGGGGUGUCCCUCCUGGGGCGGCAGCGGUUCCUCACGCAGGAGCAGUGCCGCAAGUCCUUCAUCCGCCGCAACAAGAACCCCCACAUCAACGAGAAGGUGCACGUGGUGCGGGCCCUGCAGAGCACGCUCAAGGCAAAGCUGGUGGAGCUGCAGGCCCUGGAGCAGCUGCUCAGCGAGGCCACCAUCACCUCGGAGAAGUUCACAAGGUGGAAGGAAGAGCACCAGGAGCUGUACCAGGAGCUGCAGGAGUGGGGGGCACAGCACAAGUGCCAGGACAGUGAUGGGGAGCUCGGGGCUGAGUGCAGCCCCCCCAGAGAAGCAGCCGAACCCUGACACCCCACCGGGACCAGCAGCGUGAAAUCGCUGCCGAUAAACCUGAGGGUGCUGCGGGAGCAGAUGAUGGGAGUACAACGGUACUGUUGGAGACUCAGGCCCCAGCAUGGACGUGCUGCAUCAGUGGCUUCUGCUCCAUCCCCCGUCCCGGGGCGGGACGCUGCAGGGACCGGCCCGCUUCCCGCUUUCCUCAAGGACGUUUUGUCUUGUUUGCAACGGCGCCGGGAGCGGCCCUGGCUGUCAAUAAAGCCGUGUCGA
Molecule: messenger RNA, 2640 nt
Organism: Colius striatus (speckled mousebird)
Lineage: Eukaryota; Metazoa; Chordata; Aves; Coliiformes; Coliidae
Gene: CNKSR1
Product: connector enhancer of kinase suppressor of Ras 1
Exons: 21
Coding region: 1-2382 (793 amino acids)
Molecular function (GO): protein binding
Source: RefSeq, a predicted model, not a curated record